AUGCUGACCCCUUGUUCUCUCUUAGAUUUUGCAGAGGUUCGUUCGGCAUCGUUCACCUUCGCGAACAACUGCGAGUACACGGUGUGGCCGGGUCUCCUGUCCAGCGCCGGCUCGCCGCCGCUCUCCACGACGGGAUUCUCCCUCGCGAAGGGCGAGUCUCGGACAGUCUCAGCCCCCACCGGGUGGUCGGGGAGGUUCUGGGGGAGGACCCUCUGCUCCACCGACGCCUCCGGCAAGUUCUCCUGCUUAACAGGCGAGUGCGGUUCGGGGACGGUGGAGUGCUCCGGGAGGGGCGCGGCGCCGCCGGCCACCCUGGCGGAGUUCACCCUGGACGGCAGCGGCGCCAUGGACUUCUACGACGUGAGCCUCGUCGACGGCUACAAUCUCCCGAUGAUGGUGGUGCCGCAGAGGACCUCCACGGGCGGCGCCAACAGCACCUGCAUCACCACGGGCUGUGUAGUGGACCUCAACGGCGCCUGCCCGUCGGAGCUGAAGGUGACGGAGAACAGCGGCGAGGGGGUGGCGUGCCGCAGCGCCUGCGAGGCCUUUGGCACUCCCGAGUACUGCUGCAGCGGCGCCUACGGGAACCCCAACACCUGCAAGCCCACCACCUUCUCUCAGUUCUUCAAGAAUGCCUGCCCGCGGGCCUACAGCUACGCCUACGACGACAGCACUAGCACCUUCACCUGCCCCGGCGGCACCAGCUACCUCAUGACCUUCUGCCCCUCCACCUCCAGGUAG
This is a messenger RNA of Spirodela intermedia, 741 nucleotides long. The record is from the annotation of a GenBank genome assembly. Lineage: Eukaryota; Viridiplantae; Streptophyta; Magnoliopsida; Alismatales; Araceae.